This is a messenger RNA of Talaromyces amestolkiae, 480 nucleotides long. RefSeq lists its product as uncharacterized. NCBI's taxonomy places the organism in Eukaryota, Fungi, Ascomycota, Eurotiomycetes, Eurotiales, Trichocomaceae. The transcript is spliced from 2 exons. Gene Ontology annotation, cellular component: membrane; endomembrane system. The coding region runs from base 1 to 480 and encodes 159 amino acids. The record is from RefSeq and is a predicted model, not a curated record.
AUGGCUCACAGGCAAACCCUCGCCACGCCAAUCAACCUCAUCCUCGCAUCCGUCUUCAUCGUCGUCGUUUACCUUCAGUUCCGCCCCAAGAAGCCCGUGACACUGCCCAAAGCCCCAGCGCCCGUCGUCUUCCGCACUUUCACCCCAUCGACGUUGUUGCCAUUCAACGGCAAUGAUGGCGCACCGGUCUAUCUAGCUGUGCGCGGUAGAGUGUUUGAUGUCACUCCGGGACGACACUUUUACGGGCCGGGCGGAGCAUACGAGAACUUUGCCGGCCGCGACGCUACUCGCGGUCUCGCAUGCCAGAGCUUUGACGAGUCGAUGCUCACCCAGGAUCUCAAGGGUCCGCUCGACGAUCUCAGCGGUCUCGACGAAGAGCAAUUGGAGAACUUGCAGGGUUGGGAAGAGCGGUUCUUGGAGAAGUAUCUGAUUGUUGGGAAGCUUGUUGCGGAGGGCGAUCCUGAGGCGCCAAAGGCUUAG